This is a messenger RNA of Magallana angulata, 3539 nucleotides long. RefSeq lists its product as uncharacterized. The transcript has 9 exons. NCBI's taxonomy places the organism in Eukaryota, Metazoa, Mollusca, Bivalvia, Ostreida, Ostreidae. The coding region runs from base 77 to 2191 and encodes 704 amino acids. The record is from RefSeq and is a predicted model, not a curated record.
CGGAUUUCUUAGGAAGAAACCGAAAGUAGAGUUUUCUAAAGAAAAACAUCCAUAAUAUCGGAUAUAUCAGUUUAAAAUGUCAUUCAACAGAUCUGCCUCAACCAACACUUACACAUCAGGGAGGAACCAGACGUUCAAUGAGAGACAUUCCAGAGAUAAAAUUGAGAAUUUUCUCAAGGAAGUAGAAACAAAAGAUGGAAUGAACAAAAUUCAGCUUGCUAAAGCUUGGGAUGAGUACAAAAGUUUAAUGAAAAGUGAAAAAACCUUAGCAUACAAGUAUCCAAAACAGUUUUUUGAUACAUUAAAAGACCCGCAGCAUCCCAAAAGACACAUUGUUAUGAGAUUAGACCAGUCUCCACUGUCCAAAUUAAUAGGGACCAAUAUCAAAUCUGUUUGGAAGGAAGGGGCAAGGAUACAGUUUGAAUCCUUACAAGCUUCAGAUCAGCAGCUCUCAGAUAUAGAGAACUAUGAUUCUUAUGAGAAACCUUCUGAUGACCUAGAUGUACAGUUGUGGCCAGAAGGAUGUGACGAUUGUGCAAAACAAUCAAUUAUGCACUUAUUUGAAGUUUCUAAAAACGAACCAAUCCUCAAACCUGAGCACAUGAGAGAAUAUGUUAAACUAGUGUGUAAAGAAGCAGCCCUUAAAAAGGAUUUUCCAAAAGAGCAUGGAAGAAUUGUUUAUGAACUUCAAGAACCCGAAGAUGUUCAUGUGAAAGAGUUUGAUAGAAAAGUGCCUAAGAAAGGACCUCUAUAUGAAUUCAUAAAACACUACACUGUUGGGAACAAAGAAAGGUUAGCUAAGAUGAGUUUGCAAGAAUACUACAUCUUAAGCUCAGCGGAAGACCUACUACAUAAGUGUGAUCCUAAUUCAGAAUGGACGUACAGAUAUCCAGAGGACAUUCCAGCAUCCACAGAUGUACCCCCAACAGGGGCAUCACCCUUCAAUGAUCAGUUUAGAAACAAUAUUGACUGUAACAGGGUUUUAGAUUCCAAUCAGAUGGCUGGAACAUACCCACAACCAAGCAGAAAAUUCCCUCAAACAGAACCAGACGAGAGGACAAAAACUAUCACCGAGAUUCAAGGUUCUGAGUCAGGGAAAAAGGUGCUGAAAAAGCAGAGCAACAUAAUAAACGAGCCCAUUUCUCUUGAGCCAGAGUCUCAAUACUCAAAAGCAAGACUCCCUGGGAAACAUAACUCAUAUACACAAUCUCCAAGAACACAGGACUCCAAUACAAAACCCUUAGAGACACAGAACUCAAGUAUGAGACCCUCAGGGACACAUAACUCAAAUAGGAGACCUCCAGGGACCCAGGACUCACAGACCAGACCAGUAAAACGUACUGUAGAACGACAGAACAGUAACAGUCAAAACUCAGCCUUUGGAACAAUUGUAGACCCAGGGGACAAAAAUGUAACCAACUGGAAAGGUGCUUACUCAGACCUACACAAAUCAUGGACUUAUCAAAAUUCACAGAUAGAGGAGCUUACAAACAGAUUAAGCAGUUUUGCCAGUAAACAGUUAACUGAGGGUAAUGCAGCUUUUACAGACCUCAGUGACAAGAACCGGCCUACAAAGAUUGGGGAGAGGUUUGGUCUAAUCUUUGACGAUGAGUGGUCCGAAGCAUUCGAAGAACUCACAGGUGGCGGGAUGGAUGAUCAGAGUGUUAUUUCUAACCUACUGCAAAUAAUUCAGCAUGGUUAUGAAUAUUGCAUGAAGAAGGCUGAUGAGCAAUUAGAGGACCUUCAGUCUGUCAUGAAGAUACCGAUUCUUCAACCAUUUCAAAUAAAGCAUUCACUGCAUGUCCCAAAGGACAUGGUCCAAAUACUCACAACAGCUACCUUAAAACAUGCCAAAGACUACAGAAAGGUCACUGCCUCCAUUUCAUCUCCAGAAGUGUGCAAGGUUUUCUUACGUGAGGAAUCUGACUUUUUGAAGAAGAGACUCCAAACUCUGAGCUCUGGAGAGAAGCUGAGGGUAUAUAUCCAAGUCUGUAUUGAACAGCUGUGGCUGAUGUGUGUACAGGACCCCCAAAUGUCCCUGGAGUUUGCAGAUCCCAAUACACCUAUCCAGAAAGACUUGUACAAGUUCCACGAGAAGAAGGGGACCAUUGUCCACUUAACCGUUUGGCCUGUGGUGUUCCUCCACAAAGGGGGGCCCCUGAUCAGCAAGGGAUAUGUGUUGCCAAAAUAACCCACCUUAUAUAUUGCAGCUUCUAUAAACAAAGGGUCUUUAUUUUUGUAUAACCUACACAUUUUCAUAGCUAGAAUAUAUCAUUUGCUUCAAAUAUUUUUUUUUUUUUUUUCCUUUAUCAGAGUCUAUUUUCAUAAUCAAAAUUUUAACGUUUGGUAUAGAUUGUAAUGUUAUUAAAAACACAUUAUUUAAAAAUGAUUUUUUAAAGGAAUAAACAGUAUUAUAAAAAGCUUUAUGUAUUCUAAAGCAUCGUUACCUGGGUUAUGAACAUAUACCUUUUAACCCAUAGAAAUGAAACACGAUCAGUAUGGCAUCAACUGAGAUUACUUAAAUUGUUCAAGCAAUUAUUUUGUCCAUUUUACAUUUAUCAUUUUUGAGACAUUUUCUCAGAUACAUGUUUGCUGUUUGUAACACAUUCUUACUACCAGUAAGUUAAACAUCAGUGUUAUAUAGAUAUUGUCCAUGGUUGAUCCACCUUUAUAUCUGUGAGUUUCUGUGAAACUUGGCAUUCAGAAAUGAUGUAGAAUGUAUGUACUCCUAGUAUAGUAAAACAUGGUUAUAGCGAACACGCUUAUGAUGAAUUGACAUUUACAGCAAAGUGAUUUUCAUUCCCUGUGACAAUAAUAUAUGUUGUAAACUUAAUGGAUAUAACGAAUUACGCUUAUAACGAAGCAAAAUCGCCUGUCCCUGGCACUUCGUUAUAAAUGUGUUUUACUGUAGUAGUUAUAAUUAGUAAGCAGUAAAUGAAGAUCUAGUCAGUUCAGAUUCACUUCAGAGAGCAGGCAGCUUAGGUUGAGUUUUGUUUGAUAUUUUUAUACUGAGUUAGAGGUAAUAUGGCAUUUACAGCUUUUUUCUUAUGCCCCCGGUAUAAAGGAGAGGGGGUAUGCUGUUUUACCCUUGUGUAUUUGUCUGUCUGUAACAAAUUUCUUUCACAUUUUCCUCAGGAACUAUUUAUUCCAGAUGCUUGACAUUUUUACACACUCUUUGUGUAGGAAUGCCAUACAUUGGGAUUCAUUUUUGUACCAAUCAGAUGUCAUCUUCUUGUUGAAUGAAAACUUCAUUUUUAUCCUUAAUCGUCUGACAAAUUUUCGUCAACGAUUUUUUAGCAACUAUUCAUCACAGAUGCUUGAAAUUUUAACACAUUUCUUUGUUAAGGCAUGCCAUAUGGGGGCAUUUAUUUUCUAACAAAUUUGAUGUCAACUUUCUCUUAAAUUAUUUGGCAUAUUAUUCACAUCAGAGUGGCGGUAUCACUAGAGAGCAUUGCAUUGCAGGUAUCUUGUUAUUUGUGUUUACAAUAUGUACAUAUUUAAAUAGCUACACUAUGCAAUAAAUCAUCAGAAUCAAUGUG